Chroicocephalus ridibundus (black-headed gull) is the source of this 1633-nucleotide messenger RNA. RefSeq names its product ras-related protein Rab-42-like. NCBI's taxonomy places the organism in Eukaryota, Metazoa, Chordata, Aves, Charadriiformes, Laridae. The record is from RefSeq and is a predicted model, not a curated record. Bases 534 to 1307 code for a protein of 257 amino acids. Gene Ontology annotation, biological process: vesicle-mediated transport. Gene Ontology annotation, cellular component: Golgi apparatus. Gene Ontology annotation, molecular function: GTPase activity; GTP binding. The transcript is spliced from 2 exons.
CAGGGGAGGGGGACACGGCCCCCACGCGGGACCCCAGCACCCAAUGGACUCGUCCCCCCCACCCCGGGGUGGGUGUGAAGUCCCCGGCUGGGCGUGCGGGGACGGUGACGCUUUAGGGGACGGUGGAACCCUGCGGUGAGCUCGGGGAGAAGCUGGAGCUGGUUUUGGGGAGCGGCCAAAGGAGCAGGGCUGGGUGCUGCUCCUGGGGUCCCACUCUUGGCGUCCUGGUCCUGGGGUGCUGUUUCUGGGGUGAUGGUCCUGGUCCUGGGGUACCAAUCCUGGGGUCACAGUCAUCAUCCUGGGGUCCCAGUCCUGGGGUGAUGGUCCUGGUCCUGGGGUUCCAGUCCUGGGGUCCCGGUCCUGGGGUCCCGGUCCUGGGGUGCUGAUCCUGGGGUCCCGGUCCUGGGUCCCAGUCCUGGGGUGAUGGUCCUGGUCCUGGGGUCCCACUCCUGGGGUGCUGGUCCUGGGGUCCCAGUCCUGGGGUCCCACUCCUGGGGUGAUGGUGCUGGUCCUGGGGUCCCACUCCUGGGGUGAUGGUCCUGGUCCUGGGGUCCCAUUCCUGGGGUCCUGGUCCUGGGGUGCUGGUCCUGGGGUCCCAGACCUGGGGUGCCAGUGCUGGGGUGCUGGUUCUGGGGCGAUGGUCCUGGUGCUGGGGUACCAAUCCUGGGGGCCCAGUCUUGGGGUCCCGAUGCUGGUCCUGGGGUUCUGGUCCUGGGGUGCCGCUGGGCUGGGGCCGGGUGAUUCCCUCCUUGAUUGCAUCAGGCCGGAGCCGGGAGUGUGAAAGAGGCUCGAAUGGAGCGCGAGGGGCUGGCGAGGCAGGAGCUGUGGCUGGAGCCGGGGGGGGGGUCCCGCGCUGCCCCCAUCCAUGGGAGCCUCCUGGGGGCCCCAGGUCCAUCACCAGGUCCUUCUACCGGAGCGCGGCGGGGGUGCUGCUGGUGUUCGACCUCACCAACCGCGCGUCCUUCGAGCGCGUCCCCGAGUGGCACCGCGAAGCCGCCGGGGACCGUCCCCCCGCCUUCGUCCUGGUGGGACACAAGUGUGACCUGGUGGCCCAGCGAGCCGUGUCGGCGGAGGAGGCCGGGCACCUCGCCGCCAGCCUGGGCAUGGUGGCCUUCGUGGAGACCUCGGCCCGCGGCAACCUCAACGUGGAGCUGGCCUUCCAGACGCUGGCGGGGGGCAUCCAGCAGGCGCUGGGCCGGGGGGGGGUCACCCCUCACCGGGGCUGCGGUGGCAUCAGGCUCAUCCCCAGCCGCAGCCGCCCCCGGCCCCCAGCGCGGGGGGAGCCGCGGCAGCGCUGCCAGUGCUGAUGGGGACGGGGCGGGGGGACACACAGGACCCUCCACCCCUGCCCUUUCGCAGGGGUGGAGAGAUUUGUGUGUGUCCCCCUGCCCUUGGGUGAUGCACGGGGCUUCGUGUGUGCCCCCCCCCAGCCCUUGGGUGAUGUGCGGGGCUUUGUGUCCCUCCCCCAGGUUUAUUUCCAGCUUUGAUUUGGGGGCUCUGAAAAAAUACUAAAAUACUGCUCCCCCGCAGGAGUGUUUUUAAUAAACUUGAGGCUUUUCCACAUUAAAUAAAGGCUGCGGCGAGCGCCGGACCCCUCGCAGGGCCACGCCACCGUGCUCAGCUCAACUCAUGA